This is a messenger RNA of Amphiprion ocellaris (clown anemonefish), 2766 nucleotides long. RefSeq names its product poly(A) binding protein, cytoplasmic 1a (gene pabpc1a). Gene Ontology annotation, cellular component: ribonucleoprotein complex. The transcript is spliced from 15 exons. The record is from RefSeq and is a predicted model, not a curated record. The coding region runs from base 660 to 2567 and encodes 635 amino acids. Gene Ontology annotation, molecular function: RNA binding. NCBI's taxonomy places the organism in Eukaryota, Metazoa, Chordata, Actinopteri, Pomacentridae.
GACCUUCCUUUCAUUCCUGUAAUCCGUCUGCGUAGGGUGUGCUCCGGAGCUAGUCUCGGCACACAUUUUAUUAUUAUGAAACAAACCAAAAGCUAGAGAGCACACGCAGACAUAUUUUUAUAAGAAAAAUUAAAAAAAAUCGGUGAAGCAGGAUUUGAUUUGCCAACCCCAAGCAACGCGAAGAAGACGCUGCCUUCGAAUACGAACGAAAGACGGAACGAGAAGAACGUUAGCAAGCUAAGCCGUUAGCGUCAUUGUUGAAAGCGUGGGCGAUUAACGUUAACCAGUUAUAUUGUUAACCACUCAUUUGACCUGUAAGGGAUUUAUUUGUUCUUCCAGAUACAACUGUGAAUUGUACUAUUUGUUUCGUACAGUACAGGCAGUUUCGGUUUGUUACUGGCCGUGUUAGAGUUCAAAUUCCAAAUCGUGAAGUCCGCGAGCCAUAUCGGCGAGGCCACGUUCCGACAUUUUGCUAAUCAGGCUAACUAGCCCACGUUGUUAGCUGUUGAGGUACUUGUGUCUGCGGUCUUGUGAAACCAUCAAGAGACCGACGAAAAGGAACCCCUCCUUACUAAGGGUAAUUUUGUUAGACUGUUGUCAACAAAAUAUCGAGCUGAUACAAGUAUUUUCCCAUUGCUUGAGAACACGCGUCGACCGACAUGAAUCCUAGCGCGCCUAGCUACCCGAUGGCCUCCCUCUAUGUGGGAGACCUGCACCCAGACGUUACCGAGGCCAUGCUCUACGAGAAAUUCAGCCCGGCUGGGCCCAUCCUCUCCAUCAGAGUCUGCAGAGACAUGAUUACUCGUCGUUCCCUAGGCUAUGCCUAUGUCAACUUCCAGCAGCCUGCUGAUGCUGAGCGGGCCCUGGACACCAUGAACUUUGAUGUGAUCAAAGGCAGGCCUCUCCGCAUCAUGUGGUCACAGCGUGACCCUUCACUGAGGAAGAGUGGAGUAGGCAACAUCUUCAUCAAGAACCUGGACAAAUCUAUCGAUAACAAGGCCCUCUAUGACACCUUCUCUGCAUUUGGAAACAUCCUGUCUUGUAAGGUGGUUUGUGAUGAAAAUGGCUCAAAGGGUUACGGCUUUGUGCACUUUGAGACCCACGAGGCUGCUGAGCGGGCCAUUGAGAAAAUGAACGGCAUGUUGCUCAAUGACAGAAAAGUAUUUGUUGGACGCUUUAAAUCGCGUAAAGAGAGAGAGGCGGAGCUUGGAGCUCGUGCCAGAGAGUUUACCAAUGUUUACAUCAAGAACUUUGGGGAGGACAUGGAUGAUGAGAAGCUAAAAGAAUUGUUUGGCAAAUAUGGGCCUGCCCUUAGUAUCCGGGUUAUGACUGAUGAGAGUGGCAAAUCCAAAGGUUUUGGUUUUGUCAGUUUUGAGAGACAUGAAGAUGCACAAAAGGCUGUGGAUGACAUGAAUGGUAAAGAACUGAAUGGCAGACAAGUGUAUGUGGGCCGUGCACAGAAGAAAGGGGAGCGUCAGAAUGAGCUGAAGCGCAAAUUUGAGCAAAUGAAACAGGACCGCAUGACCAGAUAUCAGGGUGUCAAUCUGUAUGUGAAAAACCUGGAUGAUGGCCUAGAUGACGAGCGUCUGCGCAAAGAAUUCUCUCCAUUUGGAACCAUAACAAGUGCAAAGGUAAUGAUGGAGGGUGGACGCAGCAAAGGCUUUGGCUUUGUGUGCUUCUCCUCCCCUGAGGAGGCCACUAAAGCUGUGACGGAGAUGAAUGGUCGCAUUGUGGCUACAAAGCCGCUGUAUGUUGCCCUGGCUCAGCGAAAGGAGGAACGUCAGGCUCAUCUAACCAACCAGUACAUGCAGAGGAUGGCAACUGUCCGUGCUGUGCCCAACCCAGUCCUCAACCCAUAUCAGCCUGCUCCACCCUCAGGCUAUUUCAUGGCAGCUAUACCACAGGCCCAGAACCGUGCUGCAUACUACUCUGCCAACCAGCUGGCCCAGCUCCGCCCCAGCCCGCGUUGGGCCACUCAAGGAGUCCGACCUCAACACUUCCAAAACAUGCCCAAUGCUAUGCGGCCAUCAGCACCAAGGCCCCAGACCUUCAACGCCAUCCGUGCUACGGCGACCACCAACACACAGGUCCCACGCAUGAUGGCUUCCCAGCGUAUGCCCACUCAGGCACUCAGCCAGCGACCUGCCAGUGCUUCUGCCACUGCCGCUCCAGUGCGUACCAUGCCCCAGUACAAAUAUGCUGCUGGUGUGCGCAAUCCUCAGCAGCACAUGGCCUCCCAGCCACAGGUCACCAUGCAGCAACCGGCGGUCCAUGUCCAGGGACAGGAGCCCCUGACUGCCUCCAUGCUGGCUGCUGCUCCCCCUCAGGAACAGAAGCAGAUGCUGGGUGAGCGUCUGUUUCCCCUGAUCCAGAACAUGCACCCCAGUCUGGCGGGCAAGAUCACUGGUAUGCUUCUGGAGAUUGACAACUCAGAGCUGCUUCACAUGCUCGAGUCACCCGAGUCACUGCGCUCAAAGGUGGAUGAGGCGGUUGCUGUGCUUCAGGCCCAUCAGGCUAAGGAGGCUGCUCAGAAGUCCACCACCCCUGCUGGUGUUCCCAGCGUCUAAGAUAGAGCAUUUUGAAACCUGCUUCACCGAUGGAAAAAGAGAAAAAAAACUUAAACAUUGAAAAACCUAAAACUCUGAAAACAUCGCAAAAUGAUAAAUUAUUUCUUAAAAAAAGAAAACAAUUGACUCUGCCAGGUCUAGGGAUGGUUUGACUAGACCUUGAUCAUAAACAAAAAUUUGUUGAAAAAAAAUAGCAAAA